This is a messenger RNA of Exaiptasia diaphana, 4283 nucleotides long. RefSeq lists its product as uncharacterized. Lineage: Eukaryota; Metazoa; Cnidaria; Anthozoa; Actiniaria; Aiptasiidae. Gene Ontology annotation, cellular component: IRE1-TRAF2-ASK1 complex. The transcript is spliced from 2 exons. The record is from RefSeq and is a predicted model, not a curated record. Gene Ontology annotation, biological process: IRE1-mediated unfolded protein response; mRNA processing; protein phosphorylation. Bases 26 to 3865 code for a protein of 1279 amino acids. Gene Ontology annotation, molecular function: ATP binding; RNA endonuclease activity; protein serine/threonine kinase activity.
UGAAUGGGGCAACGAGGACACUGCAAUGACAUUGAUAAACAUGGGUGCCGAUGUCAAUGUUUGUAACAAUCAUGGAGAGAUUAAAAGUCUACAUAUUGCUUUGGAUUAUAAAAUGUAUAAAGUUGCAAAAAAACUGUUCGAAUUAAACCCCACAGAUAUGGAUAUUGAAGACAACAAUGGUGGAACGGCCAUAUUUCAUUUGCUAGGGGUAUAUCUUGACAACAUUUUGGAAAAGGAAGACGAUAUAUGGUAUGACAUUGAUGAUAGAGAAGAACUUACUCGCAAAGUGGCUUCUUCGUGCAGUAAUAUUGAUAAGAAGGAUAACCAAGGUCGAACUGCGCUAUCUCAUGCCAUUGAGAGAAUGAAUAAAGAUGAAGAACUGGAAAGUUUGGCACGAAUAAUCAUUGACGCUGGUGCUAAUGUUAAUUUAUCAGAUGAUAAAGGACAAACACCCUUGUUUUAUGCAUUGAGRYCKUCSGCCGUACGCUUGUUAUUAGACCAUGGUGGAGAUUUAACUCUUCGAAACAAUCAGCAGGAAACCGCCUUGAUUCAUAUUUUGUCUGCAAAAGAUUAUUUUCAAGAUAUAGACCUAUAUUUUGACUACGACGAAUGGUCACAUUUAUGCGAGCAAUACGUUAGUGCACUGCUCAAUUACGUAGACACUACUUACGUAAACGCAAGAGACAUGUAUGGCAGAACAGCAAUGUUCUCUGCAGCUACAAAAAUUGAUGAUAGUACAAUGUUUGAAGUUAUAGCGGCGAUGCUUGUUCGCAAGGGGGCUGUUGUAGACGAUACCGAUAAUAACGACAUGAGCGUUUUAUCGUAUUUCAUUGAGAGACAUUGUUGCAACAGUUUUAAGGAUAACAGAAAUGUUUCAGAAAGACUAUCAUUUUUUAUCAAGAAUGGCAUACGUAAUUCAGCAAUCUUCACCUCAGCAUUGAGCUAUUUGUAUGCUAUAUUACCAAACUACUUUCACAGUUCUAAUACAGUGCAUAGAAGAGAGAUGUUUCCGAAUGCUAUAUCUAUUGCAUACACAUACGCUAGUCAUGAAGUGCAAUCUAUUGACACCUUAAAUGCACUGCUCGACGACGAAAGAAUACCAGACGCAAUGGACUUAAUGGUGAUGUUAGGUGUCAAUCCCAACAGUGCCGAUUCGUAUGGAAAUACUGCCCUUCAUUAUGCUACUCUGCUUCCAUUUCAUGGGGUAUCACAAGAGAACGUAAAGAAAAUCCUCGAGACGCUUAGAAACCAUGGGAUACGAACCAACAUCAGAAAUCAGAAAAAAGAGACGCCUCUACAUUUUUGUCUUUCAGAACAAGCAUGGAAACUAGCAAGCGAAAAUGACACAUGGAAUGGAAUCACGACAGUGGUGGAGAUUUGUGAGUUUCUUCUACAUGAUGGUUCGCUCAUUAGUGAAACAACGAGAAAUGGAGAGACUGUGUAUCAUUUAAUAAUGAACUUGUUUCAGAGGGGACUAUCUAUGAAUGAUAAAGAAAUUCGGAAUGUCAUUUGUGACAAUGCCGUACAACUGCUUGAAUUGUUUUCCAAAACAAGUGGUGAACAGUUAAAGGUAUUACAGGAUCACAGCCUGAACUCUCCUCUUCAUUUAUGGGCUUCACUUUCUCUCCCCCCAAAUCAAAAUUAUGCAGAACCUUUAACGAAAGGCUUUACUUUUCAAGAUCUUCUUGACACCCUAUUCAAGCACUUAUGGAAGCCCGGAAUGUCGCCAAACCCAAGGAAUGAUCAAGAUCAAACACCUCUUCAUCUUUGCAAGACAUGGACCGCCGCCAAACUUUUAAUAGAAGCAGGAGCAAAAGCAAAUGAUGUUGAUAGAGAAGGACAACCUCCUCUCUUAAUUGUUGCAAAACAUAAACAGUUCAAGAUUAAACAGGGUUAUUUCUUUCCGGACGUUGUUGAAGACCCAAAACAGUUCUUCGAAAAGUGUGUGUCAUUAGGUCUUGAUAUAUGGAGUUCUGACAAUGAAGGGCAAUCUAUGCUUAGCACCUUCCUGGAUUCCGAGGCUUAUGCACUGGCMAAWGSUUUGAUCGAUGUUGCUGUUGCAAAUUGUAAAUCAACCACAAUCGUAAAACAGUUGCUGGAUGCUAUUUGCAAAGAUCAGUCCACAAGUACRACUUGGAAAAGUCUUCUUACUUUAACGCUUAUAACCUCACCACAACUUGCCUCUAGCAYCAAUCUCGAUGGUUCACUCCGCCACAUUUGCACAAACAUCGAAAAGCAGGUACUGGGACAGAAGCAAGAACAGCGUGUUGGAAUUGAAGAAGGCAAUGAAUCUGAAGAGCCCCCAAAUAAGAGACCGAGAAUUGUUGAUAGUGAAAAUCGCAGCACUCCGAAAUCGAAUGUCUUUUUUGAUAUUGGAAGACAACUACUGUUUUAUGGAGCCGAUGGCAACAGUUUGUGUAACGAUUUCCCAAACCUCCACUCCUUUUUGACGGCCGUAAUAACUCCAGACCAAAUGAAAGAGAUAAUUCCAUGGACUUCUCAUUCCACAAUACAUGAAGAGAAGCUUAGAGCAGUCUCGAGAAAGCAAAACGUUGCGGAGAUAGGUACCUACUGUUAUCAUAAAGAACCAAUAGGUGAAGGAGGCUUCGGCGACGUUUAUGCUGGAAUAUGUAAGAACGAUGGAAGGGAGGUUGCAAUCAAGAAAAUAAAAAGAAGUCAAGUUAAGGGACAAGAUAAAAGAGAGAUAAGUAAUCUUGUAGAAUUGGCAGACUGUCCACAAGUCGUGAAGUACAUCUCUUUCGAUGUCAGUGAUAAAGACUUUGUGUUCAUUGUGUUAGAACUGAUGGAGGGGCAUCUAGACGACUAUUUUUCAAGUCCAUCGUUUGAUGCAAGUCGAAGACCAAGAUUAUGCCGUGAUGUUGUAGAAGGUCUGGCAUAUUUACACCAGCACAAGCCAAAAUCUAUUCUUCACCGUGAUCUCAAACCAGAAAACAUCCUUUACAAGUUUGAUGAAGAUGGCAAAGUUAUCGUUAAGAUAGCAGAUUUUGGUCUCAGUAGUCCUCUCACGGCUGGUAGGACAACUGUUCUUCAUUCCAAAGUAGGUACCCGUUGCUGGAUAGCUCCAGAAGUGAUGCGUUUUCAGCCGUACCWGCAUUCUUYAUCGUCUGACGUUUUCUCUUGUGGACUCGUGUGUCACUACAUUCUKUCAAAGCAAAAACAUCCAUUCAGCCCAGUAGAUUGUACUAACAMAUCCGAUGWAGUUAUUACACAUACAACAGAAGACAAUAUGUUGAAAUACCAAAUGGAUGGAUGGGAUGAUGCACUCUCUCCUGAAGCCACGCAUCUUGUCAAAGACAUGCUUCAAAAAGAUGAGAGCAAGCGAUUAUCUGCUGCUGAUUCRUUACAUCAUCCAUUUUUCUGGUCSAACAAAAAGAAGAUGGACUUYCUAAAUGCCGUUGGCAAUCAGUACGAGUUUGAGUGUCCAYCUGCUAGCAAGGCAGCCUCUUAUCAUGUAACCACGGCAGUGGAAGCUCAUCUUGAGAACAACUUCGCCAACAUCGUACGAUAUGCAAAUUGGGAUGAUCCUAAUUACAAAARUGURGYAAAAGUYGUUGCUGAGAUGAAGAAUCCAAUCGUCAAAAUAAACAAAAAGGGCAAAAACUACACUCAAAACCCGAGAACCUACGAUACUGGUUCCGUUGUUGAGCUAGUUCGCUUCAUCAGGAACGCUAUUAAUCACGUGUCUGAGCCCAGUCGACCGCACGAUAUCCAGAAGCUCAUUCUUGAGUCUGCCGURUUCUUGACAGAAUUUCCKMAUCURCUGAUAGAGGUCUACAAAGCUGUGACUACAYAUGGAUGGGACAAGAGAGAAGAAAUCAAGAAUGCUAUGRCCAGUGAGGAUUAAGACCAAUUGACURCUUAUAUGUAAGUUUUAUCCUUUUGAUUUACCUUAAACUUAAUAUACAUUUCCUUAGCCUUCUGUCGGAAUAGGUCGGCCGGAGACCGAUGAAAAUUGUGGGAACAAAAAACAAACGACUUUUUUCUUGCUUUUGUCAUUAAAAUCUCCCAUAAUGCUUUUCGCUCUUCGUACGAUGAUUUGAUUCUGUUUGGUUACAGACUGUAUAGUGGGUCACGGAACAUCAUAUAAUUGAAAAUCAUUGCCAUAUUCAGUCAGUCAUUCUGUGCUGAAACAUGUAGGAAAUUAUUCUACAAAAAUCAUACAUUUUAAUUGCGUUCAAGUUUUAAUAUUUGUUUAUUGGAAGUUCUAAUUUUUUUAGUUACUUUUUGUUAUCGUUUUAGGUACGAAUACGAUGUAAAGUGUG